AUGUACAGCACCCAGUACUUCGUUGUUGCUCCUUUUGCCUGGAUUACUGCAAGACAGCAGCCGCCGCAGCAGCAGCAGAGACAGCAGCCGCCGCCGCAGCAGCAGAGACAGCAGCCACCGCAGCAGAGACAGCAGCCGCCGCAGCAGAGACAGCCGCAGCAGCAGCAGAGACAGCAGAAGCCGCAGCAACAGCAGAGACAGCAGCAGCAGAGACAGCAGAAGCCGCAGCAACAGCAGAGACAGCAGCAGCAGAAGCCACAGCAGCAGCAGAAGUCGCAGCAGCAGCAGAAGUCGCAGCAGAGGCAGCAGCAACCUUUGCAGCCUAGAGGUUUUCCUGCUUCACAACCAGUACCUCUACUUUCGGUCAUCCCUAUUCAUCCUCCUCAGCCAAUUCCAAGCCUGUAUGAUACUACACCUCGUACGUUGGUGCCACCUUCCAAGAUGCAGUUUCCAGCAAAGACGAGGAGGUCCAGUCUUAAGCUGACACCAGCAACGAUGCAAGACUACGCUGCGAUGACACCCCAGACAUUUCCACAUACCUGUUGUCUUUGUAACAAAGCAUGUGCCGCGAUGAAGGAUUGGCUUUUCCACCAAAAUUCCAGCUUGCAUCUCGAGAACUGCAAACUGCUGACACAACACCCAAACUGGAAUGAUGAGAAGGUGUUAUCGAGCGCUCCAAGUAAAAAUGCCCAGCUCUCGUCUUCAACGUCUGCCCAGAAUCGUCACCAGAAAUCCAGACAUGACAGCCCUUCCCGCUCACACAGUCCUCUCCGCCAACAUGGCUCAGAGGAAAGAAGGGAUAAACGGUUUGGUCGUUCCCGUUCACGCAGUCCAUGCUAUGAUAGAAGACAGAGGCACAGUAGCUCUUCUCGCAGUCCGCAUCAACGCCGUACCUCUGAAAAUAGACGAGACCGGCAUGGCAACAGAUCACAGUCGCCAUAUGGAGCGAGGCAGUCUCACAGGGCUCUGCCUCGGUCCCUCUCCCCACAGCAUGGCCGGCCUACCGCCUCCCGUUACCGUUCACGUUCGAGGAGUUUCGAGAGACAAUCUCUACCCGGUAAAGAGAAAUGGUCGCCACCAAGGAGGAGCCACGAGCACCGAUCGCCUCUAAGGAGAAGCAUUGACAAACGCUCCUCGCCCAGGAGAAAUCAUGAAAAGCGAUCCUCUACGGAUAAGACUCAGCAAAGGUCAACAAGCUCAGAGAGACUGGCUAAGAAACUACUGGAAACACCAGCUGUCCAGUCUCUGUCCAGAGAGUCUGACUUGGCGACUGUGGUUAAGACACUCGCCCCCGCUUUGCUGGCUGAGCUGAAUAAGUUGCAAUCAUCUUCUUCGUCUGCUUUGUCAUCAACGUCCUCUAAAGUGGCAAGGAAGCCUCAUUCGACCAAAACGAGGCCCAGCCUUCCAAAGAGCAGUUCUUCAACAAAACCUACG
Messenger RNA from Nematolebias whitei (Rio pearlfish), 1434 nucleotides. Its product is annotated as zinc finger protein 638. Gene Ontology annotation, molecular function: nucleic acid binding. The record is from RefSeq and is a predicted model, not a curated record. Lineage: Eukaryota; Metazoa; Chordata; Actinopteri; Cyprinodontiformes; Rivulidae.